AUGGCGAGCGUCGUCACCGAGUCCUUCAACGGCAUCAAGUCCCAUGGCGGGAGCUGGUGCGAGGGCAUAGGCUUCUACACGCGAAGCGCGUUCCUCAAGGCCGUCGCCGCGUACCCGGGCUUCGCGCAUGGCGGCUCGGAGGUCGAGCGCAAGCGCGAGAUUGCCGCCUUCUUCGCGCAUGUCACGCACGAGACCGGGCAUUUAUGCUACAUCAACGAGAUCGACGUGGCGAAAUACUGCGACUGGAAGAGUGAGAAGCAGUGGCCGUGCUACCCGGCGCAGGGGUACUAUGGGCGUGGCCCGCUUCAGCUGUCGUGGAACUACAAUUACGGGCCGGCGGGGAGGAGCCUCGGCUUCGACGGGCUGCGGGACCCGGACAGGGUGGCCCAGGACCCCGUGUUGUCGUUCAAGUCGGCGCUCUGGUACUGGAUGGAAAACAUGCACCAGCGGACAGGGUGCCCCAGGGUUUGGCGUUCCAGUCGGCCAUCACUGGGCAGGGCCAUCAUGCCCCAGGGGUUCGACGGGCCAUCGCCACGGCGGAAAGGACACAGCCGAAAUGAAAGACCGCGUGCAAUUCUACAUAGAGUACUGCCACCAUUUCGGCAUUGA
Miscanthus lutarioriparius is the source of this 609-nucleotide messenger RNA. Lineage: Eukaryota; Viridiplantae; Streptophyta; Magnoliopsida; Poales; Poaceae. The record is from the annotation of a GenBank genome assembly.